UCCUGGUAACUGCAACACUUCCUCUGCAUCUGGAUACGAAGGGAGACCCAGAAAAGCGGAAGAGUUUAGAGGUACACUGGGUAGGUUCAAGUGCAUUGUUUUCAAAAAUCGAACAAAUGAUCCUUCAGCUUCAUCGCCUCCACUGCUUUAUCAGGUCGCACGGGGCAUGGAGUCGGAGAACGAUGAACAGCCCGUGGUUCUGAGGGAGGACAACUGCCGCAGGCGCCGGAGGAUGAAGCCACGCGGCUCCGCGGCCAGCCUGUCCUCCAUGGAGCUCAUUCCCAUCGAGUUUGUGCUGCCCACCAGCCAGCGCACCAGCAAGACCCCGGAGACGGCGCUGCUGCACGUGGCGGGCCACGGGAAUGUGGAGCAGAUGAAGGCGCAGGUGUGGCUGCGCGCGCUGGAGACCAGCGUGGCGGCUGACUUCUACCACCGGCUCAGCCCCGACCAUUUCCUGCUGCUCUACCAGAAAAAAGGGCAGUGGUACGAGAUCUACGACAAGUACCAGGUCGUGCAGACGCUAGACUGCCUGCGCUACUGGAAGGUGCUGCACCGGAGCCCAGGCCAGAUCCACGUGGUGCAGCGGCACGCUCCGUCCGAGGGGUCGCUGGCGUUCCAGCGGCUGCUCACUGCCCUCAUAGGCUAUGACGUCACCGAUGUCAGCAACGUGCACGAUGACGAGCUGGAGUUCACGCGCCGCCGCCUGGUCACCCCACGCAUGGCCGAGGUGGCUGGCCGAGACCCCAAACUCUAUGCUAUGCACCCCUGGGUGACGUCCAAGCCCCUCCCGGAAUACCUGUUGAAGAAGAUUACCAACAACUGCAUUUUCAUUGUCAUUCACCGCAGCACCACCAGCCAGACCAUCAAGGUCUCGGCUGAUGACACCCCAGGCGCCAUCCUCCAGAGCUUCUUCACCAAGAUGGCCAAGAAGAAAUCUCUGAUGGAUAUCCCCGAAAGCCAGAAUGAACAGGACUUUGUGCUGCGCGUCUGUGGCCGUGAUGAGUACCUGGUGGGUGAAAUGCCCAUCAAAAACUUCCAGUGGGUGAGGCAUUGCCUCAAGAAUGGGGAAGAGAUUCACCUGGUGCUUGACGCGCCUCCGGACCCAGCCCAGGACGAGGUGAAGAAAGAAGAGUGGCCACUGGUGGAUGACUGCACAGGAGUCACCGGCUAUCAUGAGCAGCUGACGAUCCAUGGGAAGGACCAUGAGAGCGUGUUCACUGUGUCCUUGUGGGACUGCGACAGGAAGUUCAGGGUCAAGAUCAGAGGAAUUGAUAUCCCUGUGCUGCCCCGAAAUGCUGACCUCACAGUGUUUGUGGAGGCAAACAUCCAACAUGGGCAGCAAGUCCUUUGCCAAAGGAGAACCAGUCCCAAACCCUUUACAGAGGAGGUGCUCUGGAAUGUGUGGCUUGAGUUCAGUAUCAAAAUCAAAGACUUACCCAAAGGGGCUCUACUGAACCUCCAGGUCUACUGCGGCAAAGCUCCAGCGCUGUCUGGUAAGGCCUCUGCAGAGGUUCCAAGUUCUGAAUCCAAAGGCAAAGCUCAGCUUCUCUAUUAUGUGAACCUGCUGCUGAUAGACCAUCGGUUCCUCCUGCGCCGUGGGGAAUAUGUGCUCCACAUGUGGCAGAUAUCUGGGAAGGGAGAAGACCAAGGGAGCUUCAAUGCUGACAAGCUCACGUCUGCAACCAACCCAGACAAGGAGAAUUCAAUGUCCAUCUGCAUUCUUUUGGACAAUUACUGUCACCCAAUAGCCUUGCCUAAGCAUAGGCCAACCCCUGACCCUGAAGGGGACCGGAUUCGAGCCGAAAUGCCCAACCAGCUUCGGAAGCAACUGGAGGCCAUCAUAGCCACUGAUCCACUUAACCCUCUCACAGCAGAAGACAAAGAAUUGCUCUGGCAUUUCAGAUAUGAAAGCCUUAAGCAUCCAAAAGCAUAUCCUAAGCUAUUUAGCUCUGUGAAAUGGGGACAGCAAGAAAUUGUGGCCAAAACAUACCAAUUGUUAGCCAGAAGGGAGAUCUGGGAUAAAAGUGCUUUGGAUGUUGGGCUAACAAUGCAACUUCUGGACUGCAACUUUUCAGAUGAAAAUGUGAGAGCCAUCGCCGUUCAGAAACUGGAGAGCUUAGAGGAUGAUGACGUCCUGCAUUACCUACUACAGCUGGUCCAGGCUGUGAAAUUUGAACCUUACCAUGACAGUGCCCUGGCCAGAUUUCUGCUGAAGCGUGCUUUAAGAAACAAAAGAAUUGGUCACUUCUUGUUUUGGUUCUUGAGAAGUGAGAUAGCCCAGUCCAGGCACUAUCAGCAGAGGUUCGCUGUGAUCCUGGAAGCCUACCUGAGGGGCUGUGGCGCCGCCAUGCUUCACGACUUUACCCAACAGGUCCAAGUAAUCGAGAUGUUACAAAAAGUUACUAUUGAUAUUAAAUCGCUCUCUGCUGAAAAGUAUGACGUCAGUUCCCAAGUCAUUUCACAACUUAAGCAAAAGCUUGAAAACCUUCAGAAUUCGAAUCUGCCCAAGAGCUUUAGAGUUCCGUAUGACCCGGGGCUGAAAGCAGGAGCACUAGUGAUUGAAAAAUGUAAAGUGAUGGCCUCCAAGAAAAAGCCCCUUUGGCUUGAGUUUAAAUGUGCCGACCCUACAGCUCUAUCAAAGGAAACAAUCGGAAUUAUCUUCAAACAUGGUGAUGAUCUGCGCCAAGACAUGCUUAUUUUACAGAUUCUACGAAUCAUGGAGUCCAUUUGGGAGACCGAAUCUCUGGAUCUGUGCCUCUUGCCAUAUGGUUGCAUUUCGACUGGUGACAAAAUAGGAAUGAUCGAGAUUGUAAAAGAUGCCACAACAAUUGCCAAAAUUCAGCAAAGCACAGUGGGCAACACAGGUGCAUUCAAAGAUGAAGUCCUGAAUCACUGGCUUAAAGAAAAGUGCCCCAUUGAAGAAAAGUUUCAGGCAGCAGUGGAGAGAUUUGUUUAUUCCUGUGCUGGCUACUGCGUGGCAACCUUUGUUCUUGGAAUAGGUGACCGGCACAAUGACAACAUUAUGAUUACAGAGACAGGAAAUCUAUUUCAUAUUGACUUUGGGCAUAUCCUUGGGAACUACAAAAGUUUCCUGGGCAUUAAUAAAGAGAGAGUGCCAUUUGUGCUAACCCCAGACUUCCUGUUUGUGAUGGGAACUUCUGGAAAGAAGACAAGCCUACACUUCCAGAAAUUUCAGGAUGUGUGCGCUAAGGCUUAUCUAGCCCUUCGACAUCACACAAAUCUACUGAUCAUCCUGUUCUCCAUGAUGCUGAUGACAGGAAUGCCCCAGUUAACAAGCAAAGAAGAUAUUGAAUAUAUUCGAGAUGCUCUAACAGUGGGGAAAAAUGAGGAGGAUGCUAAAAAGUAUUUCCUUGAUCAGAUUGAAGUUUGUAGAGACAAAGGAUGGACUGUGCAGUUUAACUGGUUCCUACAUCUUGUUCUUGGCAUCAAGCAAGGAGAGAAACAUUCAGCCUAAUACUUUGGGCCAGAAUUAAAAACAAGUCAUUGUUCCAAAGCUUUAAAUCAGCAUUUCAAUCAUUGAUCUUGGAUUUAAAUUGUAACAGGACAUUAUGAAAGCUGGCACUUCAAAAAUAUAGCUCUUUUCCUAGUUGGACUCUUUACUGGAGAAAAAUAUUGGCACAUCUGAUUGUUUAAGUCAUGUUCAGUUCUAGGCCUAUUUGCAGGUUUGGUUAUUAUUUGUCUCAGUGGCUUUGGAGAAUAUUGUAAGUUUAAACAGACUAAUCCCUUUCUUGUUGUGCCUGAUGUUUUGACUAUCUUAUUAUUGAGUGCUUCUGGAAAUUCUUUAGAAUAACUGGUGACAUCUGUUUUCAUCUGGGUUUACUCUCAAUUUUGGUUAUCCUUGUGUUCCUCAAGCUCUUUACAGAAAAAGAUGUAACCAUUGUAAUCUUUGUCUCAUAGCUUAAACAAUAUUUUCAAACAUCCCCUCUAUGUCUGCAGAUGUCAGUGAUGUGCUGAAAGCAAGGAAAGGGAGUUAGUCUUUUCAGUGCCUUUUGCAAUUAGGUUCUUUUACAGUGUACAACUGAGAUAAACAAACACAAAAUGGAAAAUCUGAACCUUUGUGCCUUGGCCCUUCUCUUCUGGUCUGGUUCCAACAUUAUGAAUAGGAAAAAUAGAGAUGAGACCAUUUGUCCCCACUCUGUCCACAGAGUGAAUUAUUAGGCACAACUAUUACAGGUUUUUCCAGCACAGAAAUAGGAAGUAACUAAAGGGACUCAUUAUUUUUGCCUUUAUAUUUUCCCCCUCCCUUUCUUCCUGACUCCCUUCUUCCUCUUGCCAAAGCUCUUUACUCAGAGUUGUGAAAUCUUCAAGAACCCCUUACCUUAGAUUCAAAAGUUAGUUGAAAAAGAAUUAUGGAUUAGUUUCCAAGUAUAUUAAUUUUAAAUUUUUGUCUAAGAAGCUAUUUCUUUCUGUUUUAAUGGAAGAAGACAUUUGCCAGCUAAAAAGUACUCAAGUUAGGAAGGACACUACUCGCCCUACCCAUCGCUCAGUUAAACUGAACUUUUAAACUUUGAUGCAUUCUCCUCAUUUUAAAAAAAUAAUUGAAAUGUGUUUUUAAAAAACUAUUUUCAUUUAUUAUAUAUUUUGGUAUUUAUUGGAAGUGUUUAAACUUUGAGAAAGAUCAUUAAGUUAUUUAUAAAAUAUUUUAAAAUUACCUAUAGUUAAUACUUUACAAAGGAAUAAUUCUGUUAGUAGGGUCUAUGUUUUUUAAUAUAAAUAUAUAUUAAAUCUGAAGUUUUGCUAAGCAGAUACCUGGUUUGGUGUAGCCCAAACCUUACUUUUGUGUGUGCAAAAGCUCAGUGGUUCUUAACCCUGGCUGCAAAUAAGAAUCACCAGGAUACUUUUAAAAAUACCCCACCUGAGCACCAGUCUCAGGUUAUCAUUUCUUUGGGGUGAGGCCUACACAUCAGUGUUUUUCUAAGUACUCAGGGUGUCUUUAAUACACAGCGUUCGAAAGCCCCGCAUGGCCUUUGAAGGCAUAGGUGACACUGCUUCCUCACCCACAGAUCCUUUCCCCUGGCUAUAAGGUAGCUAGAAAGAAUUCUUUCUUGCUAACUCAUCUUUUAACAUCAUGUUCUGUCCUCCUGUACAGAGGACCAUGACCUGCAAUGAAAUGUAUAUUCCUCUGUGGUAAUGAAGGAUAGAUAUUUUAUGGCAUUUUUAGAGCAACAAUUCCUACCAUUCUUUUGAAGAAGAGCAGGAAUUAUGCUUUCCAAUUUAGAAGAGGGUGCUUCUAUUAUUCUUACAAAAAAUAACCAAGCUUGCAGAGGUUUUACUUUUUAUUUCAAUUGCUGAACUAAUCACCUUAAUGAUAGAAGAAUUACAGAGCAAUGGAUUUAUAUUUAGCUUAUUGGUGCAUGUGCAUAUAUAUUUGCUCCUCAAAUGAACUUGAUUCUUCCAUAUUCCAGUGAAGACAUAAUUUUAACUUUAUAGAAUUGCGAAUUUAAAAAAACCACCUUCGUGUGCUUCCUUCAUUCCCAGUGAAUCAGUGACGCACACCUUUUACAUUUUUUAAGAUGACCUAGAACUAGGGUGAUCUUGCUAUUAAGAGGAAAUGCUGGGAAACUACCCGCAACUCUAUCUUCAACGCAAAAAAAAAACAAAACAGAAACCACGAGUCAGAUGACUGAGGUCAAAGCAGCUUUUAUGUAUGCCUAGAAUUGGCUA
Artibeus jamaicensis (Jamaican fruit-eating bat) is the source of this 5685-nucleotide messenger RNA. It is a transcript of the gene PIK3CG, whose product is annotated as phosphatidylinositol-4,5-bisphosphate 3-kinase catalytic subunit gamma. Lineage: Eukaryota; Metazoa; Chordata; Mammalia; Chiroptera; Phyllostomidae. Gene Ontology annotation, molecular function: 1-phosphatidylinositol-4-phosphate 3-kinase activity; 1-phosphatidylinositol-3-kinase activity. Gene Ontology annotation, biological process: cell migration; phosphatidylinositol-mediated signaling; phosphatidylinositol-3-phosphate biosynthetic process. The transcript has 11 exons. Gene Ontology annotation, cellular component: phosphatidylinositol 3-kinase complex, class IA; cytoplasm; plasma membrane. The record is from RefSeq and is a predicted model, not a curated record. The coding region runs from base 167 to 3475 and encodes 1102 amino acids.